Apis florea (little honeybee) is the source of this 2833-nucleotide messenger RNA. RefSeq names its product facilitated trehalose transporter Tret1. Gene Ontology annotation, cellular component: membrane. NCBI's taxonomy places the organism in Eukaryota, Metazoa, Arthropoda, Insecta, Hymenoptera, Apidae. Gene Ontology annotation, biological process: transmembrane transport. Gene Ontology annotation, molecular function: transmembrane transporter activity. The record is from RefSeq and is a predicted model, not a curated record.
UUUAGUGUGACUGACAACAGUCUAGCGAAGGAUUAGGCUGUUGUCAUCUCGACUUCCAAACGGAAGUCAUCGUGCUUGGUUCACCUAGUCUUUCCUUAUUUACUUGAACUUAGUCAAAGAUCAAAUGAUCAGUUCCAGCGCAGGAAAUUAAUAAAAUGAAGUACAAGAUAGGAUAGUUAAAUUUAGUGUUUUCAUAUUACUUAUAUUUCUGUAUUGUUUGACAUAAUCGGCAUUUUUGAACACAGUUUUGCAAUUGGAACUGAUUGGAGAAGAGGAAAGUAUCACGAAUAAUGUUUAUAACUGCAGUUUUUUCAAUACAAAAAUUAUGGAUGAAAAUCGGUGGGUGAGUGAUUUGUGAACCACUCGUUAAAUUUUGAAGUUAUCAAAUGCACAAGUAGCGGCUAAAUUUUUGAUUAAUUUGAGUUCUCCAUGGUAAAUUAAUGAAUUUUAGAGAUAAAGAAAGUGGAUUCGUGAAGGUGAACUAGAUAAGAGAAAGUAAAGAGAAUUGAUACUGCUUUAUACAUAUACUGUGGCUGUGAUAAAAAUAAAGUGAAAGGUUUGAUGGAUAAAAAUAUUUGGAAAAGAAAAUAUAUGAAAAGGAAAUUUGAAGAAAAGAUUACGGAAAAAUGUGAAAGAUUUAAAGAAAAGAAAAAAAAUAAUAUAAUUAUUUAGUAAUUUUAUUAAAAAACUAGUCAUUUAAUUUCAAUAUCAUCUUUUUUUUUUUAUUUUAAGAAGAAGAAGACGUUGAAAACGUUAAAAACAUAUUCAUCGGUAUUAUUAUUUCAAUUUUCUUUGUUUCUGUUUUAAGUAUAAAAAAUUUUAUAUGGAAAAAUAUAAAUAUUUGUAGAAAACGUGUCAAAUAAGGAAUGCGAAAAUAAUUUCCAUAACAAAUCGAAAACAGUGUGUAACCAACAACAUAUCGAUCAAAAAUGACAGAGUCAAAAAACAACGAUAACAUCAGGAACGAUGGAAAGAUGUCGCAGGCUGAUUUAAACGGCACCUCUGAGAAUUAUCCAAUAUCGAAACUUCGCCAAGCAUUUCCACAAUUCUGCGCAGUCAGCGCGAAAAAUCUAUUGAUGAUCACAUUUGGAUCCACUUUGGGAUUUUCCACCAUCCUUAUCCCCGAGUUGCAGAAGGACAACGCCGAGAUUCCAGUUUCCAUGGAGGAAUUAACGUGGAUCAGUAGUCUGAACUUGUUCCUGGUCCCAAUUGGUUGCUUUGUCAGCGGGCCAGUAUCGCAAUUCAUAGGACGAAAAAGGAGCAUGAUGCUUACCACACUCCCAUUCGUGGCAGCCUGGGUUAUUUAUUAUUACGCCACAACAGCUGGAAUGUUAUUCAUAGCAUUGGCCAUGACGGGACUAACAGGAGGCCUCCUUGAAGCACCUGUGAUGACCUACGUGGCGGAAGUGACGCAGCCCCAUUUACGUGGCAUGUUAUCCGCCACCUCCACCAUGUCCAUUAUUUUAGGCAUUUUCACUCAGAUGUUGGGUGGCAAGUUGGGUAACUGGAGGACUGUGACACUUGUCAAUUUGAUCUAUCCGCUUAUAUGCUUCCUUGCUCUCUGCGCCGUGCCCGAAAGUCCUUAUUGGCUUGCUGCAAAAGGGAGGCGGAAGGAGGCAGAACAGGCUCUCUGCUGGCUUCGAGGUUGGGUCAGUCCAGCUCAAGUGAAAUCAGAGUUGCAAAUUAUUUGCGAGGACGUGAACAAACCUGCAGCAUCUCAGGAGAAAAUAUGGAAAUCCUACAGCAAGAAAACCUUCUAUACGCCCUUCCUUUUGGUGACCAGCGCCUUCUUCAUAGGCAAUUUUGGUGGCACCAACACCCUUCAAACUUACGCUGUGAUGAUUUUCAUGAAGCUGCACACGCCAAUCGAAAAAUAUACGGCUGCUGUAUUCCUCGGUCUAGCUGAAUUAAUAGGCACGAUGAUUUGCGUGUUUGUUAUUCAUUUUUCUGGUAAACGAUUAUUGUCUUUUCUGUCCGUCGGUGGAACCGGCCUUUGUUUUUGUUUAGCGGCAAUUUAUGGAUAUUUGGACAAUAGUCGCAUCAUUAACUCUGAAAAUCUCACAUGGUUUCCCACUACGCUGCUGAUCGGUGCUGCUUUCUUAUCUCAUGCAGGGAUCAGGUUACUCCCUUGGGUUCUGGCUGGAGAGGUUUUUCCUGUGAACGUACGAAGCAGCGCGACAGGAAUUUCCGGUUCUAUAGGCUACAUCUUCAACUCUGUCUCAAAUAAAAUAUUCCUCUACAUGGUUAAUGGAAUGUCUUUACCUGGGACGUUUUUCUUCUACGCUUUGAUCAAUUUCGUCGGUGGUAUUCUACUCUAUUUUAUAUUGCCAGAAACGGAAGGAAGAUCUCUGAAAGAAAUCGAAGAACAUUAUGCCGGUAUCCAAAGUUUGAAAACUAGGCCCAAGAAGGAAAAAUUGGCAUUCAAGGAAAAAUGGGCUGCUGCAAACUCAGCUGUAAUAUAUGACGAUAUUGAAAGCAAACUUUAAAUUUUGAAAGAAGAAUAGAGAUUGUCAAGUCUCUAUUUUUAAACGAAUUCAAAAGUUUUAUUCCUACCACCGAUAGAUAUGUGUAACGUUUCUAUCGGAAGUUCCUUGUUUAGUAUAAGUAAAUUUAGUUUUAGUUUCAUGAACUCUAUGAGAUCUAAAAUAUAUAAAAAUAGCUUGUAAGAGCUUGAAGAUACGUUAAAUGCACACGUUUUAUCCGCAUAAAAGACAGUGAAUUGUGUAAUGUUCAUAAAUAUUUUUGAUUUUGAUAUAAAUCAUUUGACAAGAAUGUGUUCACAUAAUUAACUUUAAACGGGACACAUAAUAAAAUACAAUUUAUUUUAAGAAUA